Messenger RNA from Paecilomyces variotii, 1374 nucleotides. Its product is annotated as fungal-specific transcription factor domain-containing protein. Bases 1 to 1374 code for a protein of 457 amino acids. The transcript has 3 exons. Gene Ontology annotation, cellular component: nucleus. Gene Ontology annotation, molecular function: DNA-binding transcription factor activity; transcription cis-regulatory region binding. The record is from RefSeq and is a predicted model, not a curated record. Gene Ontology annotation, biological process: positive regulation of transcription by RNA polymerase II. NCBI's taxonomy places the organism in Eukaryota, Fungi, Ascomycota, Eurotiomycetes, Eurotiales, Thermoascaceae.
AUGGAACAUAACAGACAGCAGAGAUCAUCCUACACUGCUCUUUCACGAGAUGAACAAUGCUUCGAAUUCGAGAAUAACCAUGAACUUGCAUCACCUCUAACUAAGAUAAACCUCGAUCAAUUUAUUCAGGAUCCGGUAUACCUGCAGUCACAGGAGACACUCCGCUCUUUGCUCUUCAGUACCGCCCAAUCCACGGUGCCAACUAGAGCUCCUAGUCCCGUACAGGAUGGUCAACCCCAUACUAUCUCGUCUCGUGGUAUUUUGUCAAGCAGAAAGAGAAUAGAAUACCUGAAAAACUACGUUGCAGAAGUUGCUCCUUGGCUUGAUAUGUUCGAUAUGCAGCGCACCUUUGGUAUCAAGAUUAUGGAUAUGUCUCAGAACUGCCCUGCUCUAUUCUAUGCUAUCCUGGCUCUUUCAUCAAGGCAGUUGGAACGAAAGAAUGAGAUUCGCGAUGUUUAUGACAGUUUGGAGCUCUACCAGGAAGCAAUUCGCCUUGUUACCCCGCUUCUUCAUGCUAGGCAUCUGGAUGCACUCAUUGUGUGCGUGAUUCUAUGCUGCCUUGAGAUGAUGUCUGCCAGUGCCAAAGACUGGAGGCGGCAUCUUGAAGGAUGUGCGGCAUUAUUUGAUACUUUCAACAUAAAUGGGUUCAGUGGCGGGGUAUUGCAGGCGGUAUUUUGGUGCUACGCUAGGAUGGAUCUGUGCGGAGCGCUCAUCUCUGAUGGCACUGAGAGUACGCUCCUUCGUUUGGAGAAAUGGCUGCCGCCUGGGACGCACGAGAAUAAAGCGCGGAAGCUGUUCUCCGAAGCUGGAUCUAAUGAUAUGUAUGCAAAUUAUGCUGUAUACCUUUGCUCAAAAGUAUGCGAUUUGAUCGCCGAUCGUACGAAGUACACUGAACUCGGUGAAGAUAAUGGCUGUUCCACAGAUGUGUUCGCGGAACGGUGGAUGCGACUAUGGGACGAUCUUCAACUAUGGAUGAGAGAUCGCCCUUCUGGGAUUUGCCCCGUUCAUGAAGCCGAGGGCGAACCAUUCCCACGCGUGUUAUUCGUGCACUGGGGGGCGAUAUCCUCCACUCAACUCAUCCACACUGCAUGCAUCCUCCUCCUCGACAUGACUCCCCAUAAGGCGCGACUUCAAUCGAGUUCCAGCACCUCGAAGCUGUGGCAUGCAAAACAGAUAUGUGGUAUUUCACUGGCUAACCCGCACCACGGAUGCCUAAACAAUGCAUUACAGCCACUGUGGAUUGCUGGGCGGCUUUUUAGCCAUGAGAGGGAGCAUUCUUUAGUGGUGAAACUGAUCCGCAGCAUCGAAGCUACGACAGGCUGGGGGACCUGCUGGCGCAUUUGCGAUCUUGAAUGUACAUGGGGUUAUAUAUAG